Messenger RNA from Hyaloscypha bicolor E, 1087 nucleotides. Its product is annotated as TPR-like protein. Gene Ontology annotation, cellular component: MLL3/4 complex. The record is from RefSeq and is a predicted model, not a curated record. Gene Ontology annotation, molecular function: protein binding; RNA polymerase II cis-regulatory region sequence-specific DNA binding; chromatin DNA binding. The coding region runs from base 117 to 854 and encodes 245 amino acids. Gene Ontology annotation, biological process: regulation of gene expression. Lineage: Eukaryota; Fungi; Ascomycota; Leotiomycetes; Helotiales; Hyaloscyphaceae. The transcript has 5 exons.
UUGAAACCCAGUUUAUUUCAUAUAAGCGACAGGCAGCUUCUAGGAACGAGCCACAAGUACCACGAGGUCAAAUUUCACUAAAGAAAAGCCCUAGUGCGCUACAAGUAACUUCGCCUAUGUCCAAUUUCCUUAUUGACGAUAGAAUGCAAGAUCUCCGUGGACUUGGACCGGAAGAUAUUAUCCAGUUGGGUCUUCUCUGUGAGCAGCAACUGAAAGUCAAGCAAAGUAUUGCCUGCUUUAACUACUUGACGCAUUCUCCACCCGAUUUUGUGGAUAAAGUAUCUUGGUGGCUCAAAAUUGCACCUACGUUAGAGCAAUCAGGGAAGUUCGAUAUAGCUAAGAAAAUGUACAAGCUUGUACUGGAGAGAAAUUCCGAGAACGUAGAAGCCAUGAAAAAUCUUGGACGGUUGUACCACCAGGAGGACACAUCUCAAGAAAAUCAAGAUCGGGCAAUUAGAUAUCUCGAAAGAGCCGUGGCACUCGACAAAGGCAAUACUCAAAGCUGGUACCUGCUUGGGUGCUCUUAUUUAUCAAGGCAAUUUCUUUUUAAAGCGCAUGAAGCUUUCCAACAAGCGAUCUAUCGGGACCAGAAGAAUGUCGACUGCUGGGCUAGCUUGGGAGCGCUAAACGUGAAGAUGAAGCGCUAUAAAGAAGCUCAGAACUCUUACGAUACAGCAAUAAAACUGGAUCGGAGGCGAGUAGAGUCUUGGGUUAACCUGGGUAAUCUGAUGCGGCAAUUAGGCCAGAUCCCAAAGGCUAUUGACAGUUUCAAAGUGGCUUCUAAUUUAGAUCCGUCCAAUGCUGAGGUUCAAAAAUACUUACGGGAGUUGAUUGAUGCUAGUGACGGGCAAUGAGGGAAGAUAACUGAAGCAUACAAUGGAGGCAUUUGGUUUGAUUAUGAUCAACACUUUCCGAAGACAGUCCUUCCCUUUGCAUGUCACUCCUUUAUUCGAAUACACUUGACAGAAGCCUGAAGCAUGCCGUGAGCCAGGCAAGCUGUUGACCUAAAUCAAUGAGUUUAUCUAAUGGCUCAACGGCUCUGGUAGCUGUAGGUGUAUAGUGUUACGAACUUCUCUCACCUCUGGCG